AUGAAGCUUGGAAGGGGAAAGUUCAAAGUUGAAGGGACACUGUGCCUACCAAAUAAAACAGGAGAGCAGACUGAGUUCUCGGGGUUUCCCUGUGUAGUCUUCCUGGCAGGCUCUGGACCAUGCGAUCGAGAUUCUACAAUAGGAGAGAACAAACCAUUCAAAGACCUUGCAUUGGGUCUUGCUUCCCAGAGAAUCGCCUCAAUUCGAUUCGACAAAGUGACUCAUACACACCAAAAGACAUUUCGCAAGCGCAAGGGUAUCACAUUGACAGACGAAUAUGUGGAACAUGCUAUGGAUGCUGUUCUACAGGCCCAGAACCAUCCAAACAUCCUUCCACAUGGAGUUUUUGCUCUCGGACACAGUCUAGGUGCAGUAGUUGCACCAAUAAUUACAGCUAUGAAUAAUUCCACUGCCGGUUGCAUUAUAAUGGCUGGGCCAGCGGAGCCAGUUUACCGAUGUCUUGUCCGACAACUUCGCUACAUCAUGUCAUUAGAUGGCCCCGAAGCGCUAUAUCUCAACAAGCAGAUUGAUGCUACACAAGCGCAGGCUGAACUAGCAGACAGUGACAAGCUCACAUUGUCAACGCCUGCUAAAAAGCUCCCCUUUGGAAUAGGUCCGUCUUAUUGGCUUGAUUAUCGCAAAUUCAAGCCCAUUGAGACAUGCGCCUCAUUGAAGAAACCCGUACUCGUUAUGCAGGGCGAUAGGGACUACCAGAUCACCAUCCAGGAUGAUUAUCGCCAUUGGGAGGCGGCUCUUAGUGAGAAGCAGAACGUCCAGUUACGGAUUUAUGAGCGUUUAAAUCAUCUUUUCAUCUCGGGGAGUGUACCAUCGACACCAAUUGAGUAUACUGUCCCAGGAAACCUAGAUGAGCAGGUUGUAAAUGAUCUUGCUAAAUGGGUGACUGAAAAUAGCCCGGUCACACCGGAAGCCCAGACAUUAAUCUGA
Molecule: messenger RNA, 945 nt
Organism: Penicillium angulare
Lineage: Eukaryota; Fungi; Ascomycota; Eurotiomycetes; Eurotiales; Aspergillaceae
Product: alpha/beta hydrolase family protein
Exons: 1
Coding region: 1-945 (314 amino acids)
Molecular function (GO): carboxylic ester hydrolase activity
Source: RefSeq, a predicted model, not a curated record